UUGGUCUUGCAUAGUACGACACAAUUCCAAGGCUUCCUUCAAUCGGAUCAAUGGAAAUGGAGUCUCCCUUCAAGGCAAAUAUAUAUUGAAAGGCAAAGUAGCAUUAUUGACUGGAGGUGGGUCAGGUAUCGGAACAUGGAGCAACCGUUGCUAUUAUGGGCCGCCGGAAGAGCGUUCUUGACUCCACUGUCUCCGCACUUCAAUCCGUCAGCAUGCCGGUAAAUUCUUUAUUUUUUUUACGUAUUAAGUUCUAAAUAACGUCGUGAAAGAGUGGAACUUCAAUGAAUUUGUUUGAGAAACUGUUAGGCCUUUUUUGUGUCUGCUGUAUUUUGCGAAUUACAGGUUACCAUAGCUUCUUAGUUUUCUUGUUGAAAAUUGGUCAAAAUUGAAUCUCUGUGUCUUUUUUGCUCAAAAGGGACCACUUAAUGGCGUUGCUUUUGUCCAUAUUAUGAGUUUGAAAAAGAAUAAUUGAUAAUUAAUAAUGGUCCAAUGGAAAUGUUUUGCGAGUGUUGGAUGGAGUGGGAUUCUUAUAGGGAAUGUUUGGGAAUUGUCAUUGAUACUUGUAUAAUUGGUUAGAGUUAAUCUGCUAUCCCACUAUUAUGUUUUCGACUGUUACAAUUGGACUUGAAGUUGAAGGAGAUGUUCGAAGACGGGAGGAUACACAAAGAGUAGUGGAAACAACUGUCAAGCAUUUUAGGAAGCUUGACAUUCUUGUCAAUGCUGCUGCCGGGAAUUUUCUUGUGUUGGCUGAGGAUCUGUCCCCUAAUGGAUUCAAAACAGGUUCGACUUUGGAAACUGCUGCCCCUCCUUUUUCCUGCUUUUGAUGCUAUGAACCUUUCAUUCAUGAAUUUAUUAGACACCUUCAACUUACAAUCGCAAUUCGUUCCUUAAAUCAGUAAUGCCUCAUCUAUCCCUUUCAUUUAAUACUACUUUGUGAAGAGUGCCAAUAAUCUUAAGUGAUGAUUAAAGAAAUCUAUGAAUGACAUCUGUUACCUUUGAAAUACUUUUAGAGACGGGAUUCUUGAUCUUCUGGAAGGAUAUUUAAGAACAUAUUAUAUUUAUAGUAGGAUAUCUAUAGUUAUAGGACUGAUUUCCAAAACACCAGUGCUAAGCAUCCAAUGACAUGGCACAAUGCAAUAAGUGGUGUAAUCAGUUUUGUAACCAACAAUUGUCUCCCACCGCCUAUUGUAGUAUGUCAUGUCACUUGAUGCUUAACUUAUCAGUGCUUAGGAGAUCAGUUUCUUCUAUAGUUGAUCUUUAUUAGAUUAUAUCAUUAUCUUGAGAAUUCUUAAAAGCUCUAAUCUAAAUAUUUGAUGAUGUAAUGACAUUAUGUAGUGAUGAAUAUCGAUUUUGUUGGUACAUUUACAAUGUGUUUGUUAUGGUUUUGGUGGAACUUAUAGGGGUUUGAAUUUCACAUCAGAAGUACUGGCUUCCUUUAUGUGGUUGAUAUAGGCUUGGGCUCUCUAACUUCAAUAGCUAGCUUUUGAAGUAUAACUCUCCCAAGUUCUAUGACAUUUGUAUCAGAGCAAGCAUCAAGUCUCGAGACCCUGGUCGGUAUAUGGGUGCUUGCCCCCACGUGGUGCCAAGGUCGGAAGCGUGGUGGUUUGUUGUGCUUUCAUUGGAAUUUAUGGGGGUUUGAAUCAGACAUCAGAAGUAUGGGCUUCCUUUGUGUGGUUUAUAUAGGUUUGGGCUCUCCAACUUCAACGGCUAGCUUUUUGAGGUGUGGCUAUCCCAAGUUCUAUGACAAUGUCAUUGAGAACACGAGUACUUAAGAAAGAUGGACCAGGAAGGAACUCUUUUAGUGGAGGAUUUAUAUUGAACAUCAAUGCCACUUUACAUUACACGGCGUCUUGGUAUCAAAUCCAUGUAUCUGCAGCCAAGGCAACUUUUGAUGCCCUCACCAGAAAUUUAGCUCUCGAGUGGGGCACUGACUAUGAAAUCAGAGUUAUUGGGAUUGCACCAGGUCCUAUAGGAGAGACUAUUGGGAUGAGAAAGCUCAUGCCUCGAGAGAUAAAUAGCAAAGCCAGAGACUAUAUGCCUCUAUAUAAACUUGGCGAGAAGUGGGAUAUUGCCAUGACUGCUCUUCACCUUGCCUCAGAUGCCGGGAAGUACAUAAAUGGAACAACCAUUAUAGUUGAUGGAGGACUUUGGCUGAGCCAUCCUCGCCAUCUGGCCAAAGAUGCAGUUAAAGAUCUUUCUCGGACAGUGGAGAAAAGAUCACGAGCUACACCUAUCGGAAUUCCCACCAGCAAGAUGAGCUGGACAUUGGUCCUAUACAAAGGCCACUGGUUGCUGUAGUGGAUGGUAAACGAGUCUCCAACAGAAAUUUACAGAUGGAAUCACUGUUGGAUAAGUGUGACACACUGAUUCUGAACGGAGAAAUGAUAUUUGCUUUUUACAAGGCACAAGAUCUUUCGGUGGGAUCAUUCCC
Molecule: messenger RNA, 2431 nt
Organism: Olea europaea var. sylvestris
Lineage: Eukaryota; Viridiplantae; Streptophyta; Magnoliopsida; Lamiales; Oleaceae
Product: peroxisomal 2,4-dienoyl-CoA reductase-like
Exons: 4
Coding region: 1741-2298 (185 amino acids)
Biological process (GO): glycolytic process; fatty acid catabolic process; gluconeogenesis
Cellular component (GO): cytosol
Molecular function (GO): phosphoglycerate kinase activity; ADP binding; ATP binding
Source: RefSeq, a predicted model, not a curated record